GAUUACGCUGCGCCCAAAAAAUUAUGGACGUCGGUGGGAACGGUGUUGGGCUUCCUGUAAACAAUAAACAGAGAGCUAUGUUACCCAACAAAACCAGGGGCGAAUUCACCCGCAACCCAAGAAAAGAUUCUGAGGGGCUGUCGGAGUCUCCGGACCUUGAGUUUGAAUAUGCUGAUACAGACAAGUGGGCUGCAGAGCUGUCAGAGCUGUACAGUUAUACUGAAGGACCAGAGUUUGCUCUCAAUAGGAAGUGCUUUGAGGUUGAAUUCAGGACACAUGUUUCUGAUAAGAAGUGGACAGAGCUUGAUGCAGCUCAGCACAGAGCUCACGCCAUGCGCCUGUUGGACGGUCUGGAGGUGAUUGCUCGGGAGAAGAGGCUGAAGGUUGCCAGAGCCAUUCUUUACAUGGCUCAGGGAACCUUUGGAGAGUGCAGCUCUGAGGCUGAGGUGCAGUACUGGAUGAGAUACAACAUCUUUCUGCUGCUGGAUGUGGGGACCUUAUCUGCUCUGGUGGAGCUGCUCAACAUGGAGAUUGAUAACAGUGCUGCCUGCAGUAGUGCUGUCAGGAAACCAGCCAUCUCUCUUGCUGACAGCACAGAUCUCAGAGUGCUUCUCAACAUAAUGUAUCUGAUGGUGGAAACGAUACAACAGGAUGACCCUGCCGACAAGCCUGAGUGGAAAAUCAUCAGGGAAACCUUCAGAGCAGAACUGGGAUCUCCUCUGUUCAACAACGAGCCCAUCUCCGUCAUGCUCUUCGGUAUGGUAACAAAGUUCUGCAGCGGUCACGCCCCUCACUUCCCGAUGAAGAAGGUGUUGUUGCUGUUGUGGAAGAGCAUACUGUUCACACUCGGAGGGUUUGAGCAGCUCCAAAGCAUAAAGAUUCAUAGACGUGAGGAGCUGGGUCUCCCUCCUCUCCCAGAGGACAGCAUUCGGGUCAUUCGCAGCAUGAGGGCCGCCUCUCCUCCCGCGUCUGCAUCCGACCUCAUAGAGCAGCAGCAGAAACGGGCCCGCCGCGAACACAAGGGGUUGAUCAAACAGGACAAUCUUGAUGCAUUCAAUGAAAAGGAUCCUUACAAGGCCGACGACUCCCGCGAGGAUGAGGACGACAACGACGACAAUGACAACUCUUUAGAGCCGGAGACUUUCCCUCUUGAGAGGGACGAGGUGAUGCCUCCACCUAUUCCUCACCCUCCGUCAGAGAGGGUGUCCUUCCCCAAAGGACUGCCAUGGGCUCCUAAAGUGAGGGAAAAAGACAUUGAAAAUUUCCUGGAAUCAAGUAGAAGUAAAUUUAUUGGUUACACACUUGGAAGUGAUACAGAUACAGUCGUCGGCUUGCCCCGGCCAAUACAUGAGAGCAUAAGGACGUUAAAGCAGCACAAGUACGUCUCCAUUGCUGAGAUACAAAUUUUAAAGGAGGAGGAGUUUCAGAAAACACCUCUGUCUGGGGGUGAAGAGGAGGUGGAGAUGUCCUCCACUGAGCUGCUCUAUCAGGGAAUUCUGCCCAGUCUGCCUCAGUACAUGAUCGCUCUGCUGAAGAUCCUGCUCGCAGCUGCUCCCACCUCCAAAGCCAAGACGGACUCCAUCAACAUCCUGGCAGACGUGCUGCCAGAGGAGAUGCCGACCACAGUGUUGCAAAGCAUGAAACUCGGUGUUGAUGUCAAUCGACACAAAGAGAUCAUCGUGAAAGCCAUCUCUGCUAUCCUGCUGCUGCUUCUGAAACACUUCAAACUGAACCACAUCUACCAGUUUGAGUACAUGGCUCAACAUCUGGUGUUUGCCAACUGCAUCCCCCUCAUUCUGAAGUUCUUCAACCAGAACAUCAUGUCUUAUAUCACAGCUAAAAACAGCAUUUCAGUACUUGACUUUCCUUACUGUGUGGUGCACGAGCUCCCGGAGUUAACCGCAGAGAGUUUGGAAGCAGGAGACAACAAUCAGUUUUGCUGGAGGAAUCUGUUCUCCUGUAUUAACCUGCUGAGGAUCCUUAACAAACUGACCAAGUGGAAGCACUCCAGAACAAUGAUGCUUGUGGUGUUUAAGUCCGCUCCCAUCCUGAAGAGGGCGCUGAAGGUGAAGCAGGCCAUGAUGCAGCUCUACGUGCUGAAGCUGCUCAAAGUGCAGACCAAAUACCUGGGACGUCAGUGGAGGAAGAGCAACAUGAAGACCAUGUCUGCCAUCUAUCAAAAGGUCCGACACAGGCUCAACGACGACUGGGCCUACGGCAACGAUCUGGAUGCUCGUCCCUGGGACUUCCAGGCUGAGGAGUGUGCUCUGCGGGCCAACAUCGAACGAUUCAACAGUCGCCGCUACGACAAAAGCCACACCAACCCAGACUUCCUGCCCGUGGACAACUGCCUGCAAAGCGUCCUGGGACAGCGGGUGGACCUCCCCGAGGACUUCCAGAUGAACUAUGACCUCUGGCUGGAGCGGGAGGUCUUCUCCAAACCCAUUUCCUGGGAAGAACUGCUACAGUGAGAAUCAACAACUCUUUAUUUAAAUAAAAAAAGUUCCAAUCAGGAGUUCAGACAAACCACCAACAGUGCUCUCAGCAUUAUGUUUCAUGCUCUGCUCAGACUGAAGGUGACGGAUGGAUUUCAUUCUCUAAAGUCGCCCCGGUGUCGACUUCCAAUCAUCAGAUCUCCAGAUAAAUUCUUAACAUGAUGAACUAUUGAGUCUUCUCCCCACACUAAUGCCACCCAAUGUUUUUAAUACCUGCUGGAGAUUAAUUCAGUCCUGCUUCCCUUGUGGACGAUAACCCAACCCCCCACCUUUACACACUACAUGACAGUUUGUUCUUAAUUUUAAAGAGAUUUAUUUGGAAUAAAUUUUAUGUGCGCUUUGUUGAGGGAGCACAUUUAAGAUUUUAAUAAAUAUAACAUUCCCUGUUUAUCUUCAGAGAGAUGGAAGGACCAGGGGUUGGGGGAUUUUAGUCUUAAUUUCUAUGUACAAAUAAAAACAUAUUACUUUUUAACAGUUAACACCCAAACAGGACAAACUGUUCACCUGACUUACCCUUUGUUGUUUAGUUGCAUUUUCAAACAAUUUGAAUUUUAUUUGCAUUAUUCUGCGUGUCUCACCUGAGUGCUGCCUACACACCUUUACUCUGGGACCAUGGAGGCAUCCGGACAAUACAGCCUUGUUUUUUUCUUUUUUAACCUAAAAUAACUCAAUAGUAUUUGCUUUGUUGAAAACUGGUUGCACAUGUUGACAUAAUUUAACUUUGUCAGAUAGAACAGAAACAUUUGAGUUUGUGGUUUGAGAUCAUUGUGAUUUCUGAGCUUCACUCAUCAGACAGCUGCUCUAAUCUGAACAGUUAAAUUUCCAGUUACAGAACCAGUUUCCUUUUGUCUUUUUCUACUUUUCAACAUUUUUUGUCUUUGUUCGUUUGUUUUAUUAUAAAGGUUAAGAAAAUGAUAUUAAAUGUAAAUGGUGAAACUUAUUUAUCAUGGCUUUGUCUUUGUUUUACAUGGACUCAAAUACUGUAAUAAAAUUAUACUGUCAUUCAUGUG
This is a messenger RNA of Centropristis striata (black sea bass), 3505 nucleotides long. RefSeq names its product striatin interacting protein 1 (gene strip1). The transcript is spliced from 20 exons. The coding region runs from base 24 to 2471 and encodes 815 amino acids. Gene Ontology annotation, biological process: cytoskeleton organization. NCBI's taxonomy places the organism in Eukaryota, Metazoa, Chordata, Actinopteri, Perciformes, Serranidae. Gene Ontology annotation, cellular component: cytosol. The record is from RefSeq and is a predicted model, not a curated record.